This is a messenger RNA of Xenopus laevis (African clawed frog), 5165 nucleotides long. RefSeq names its product Werner syndrome, RecQ helicase-like L homeolog (gene wrn.L). The record is from RefSeq and is a predicted model, not a curated record. Gene Ontology annotation, biological process: double-strand break repair via homologous recombination; DNA replication; telomere maintenance. NCBI's taxonomy places the organism in Eukaryota, Metazoa, Chordata, Amphibia, Anura, Pipidae. The transcript is spliced from 35 exons. Gene Ontology annotation, molecular function: ATP hydrolysis activity; 3'-5' DNA helicase activity; helicase activity. Bases 214 to 4518 code for a protein of 1434 amino acids. Gene Ontology annotation, cellular component: nucleus; cytoplasm; nucleoplasm.
CAUUUCCAGGAAGUCGGUCCCGGAAGAGAGCCAUAGCAGCGCGCAGGUAGAGAAGGAGAACAAGGAAGAAGAUGGUGGAGACCCCUUGGUCGUCGUGGGACAGCGCCGGUUUGAGGUUUCUCCAACGUCUUACCUAAACAGCAGGAUAGCACAGCAUAUUGUAGUUCAACUGGCAGUGGAAAGCUGGUCAAUUCUACUAAUAGUAAUUCCACCAUGACAAGCCUUCAGCGUAAGCUUCCAGAGUGGAUGUCUGUUAAACAGCAAGAAGACAGAAUAGAUGAUGCAAAAAAAUCUUUCUGCAAGAAGAAUAUUCUGGAAGAUAAUCUACCGUUCAUGAAGUUUAAUGGCUCUAUUGUAUACAGCUAUGAGUCAAACGACUGUUCUCUUUUGUCAGAAGAUAUCAGAUCCAGCCUGCUAGAAGAGGAUGUACUUGGUUUUGAUAUAGAAUGGCCUCCUGUUUAUACAAAGGGAAAAACUGGAAAAGUUGCUCUUAUACAAGUGUGUGUGUCUGAGAAAAAAUGCUAUUUGUUUCAUAUUUCACCUAUGGCUGGCUUUCCUAAGGGUUUGAAGAGGCUGCUAGAAGAUGAGUCUGUUAGAAAAGUUGGUGUGGGAAUUGAAGGAGACCAGUGGAAGUUAAUGAGUGACUAUGAGCUGAAACUUAAAGGCUUUAUUGAACUUUCGGAAAUGGCUAACCAAAAACUACGGUGCAAGGAAAAGUGGAGCCUUAAUGGUUUGAUCAAACAUCUUUUCAAGGAGCAACUUAUAAAAGAAAGCUCUGUACGUUGCAGCAACUGGGAUAUUUUUCCUCUCACUGAAGACCAGAAAUUGUAUGCUGCCACUGAUGCUUAUGCUGGGCUACUCAUUUACAAGAAACUAGAGGGCAUGGAUGCUCACGAGAGUGAUUCCUUCCGUGUUGGCAGAGAGGGGGUUGCUGACUGUAAAGGUGUUAAAAGACAGCUAACUGAUCUGUCCAAAGGACUUAUGGAUCUGGUGAAUCAAGUUCCAAACAGUUUUGGUUGCUAUACAGAGGCUGUAAGAGCUGUAGAUAUUCUGGAAGACCUUUCAGAGAAAUUGGAGGAAUUAAGGAAUAUUAUGAAAGAGGCCUCAAAAGCAGAGGGGAAUGGGCUGCAUUUCCAAAACUCUGAAGACUGCAGCAAAAAAGACAAAAGUAUCCUUCAUGUAGCAUGUAAAGAGUCGCUGGCUGAGCAUAAAAUGGACUGUAAAAAUGCUGACAGUCAAAACAACAAAGAUAUUGACUCCUGCCAAAAUGAGAACCGAGACGAAGACUUUUUCAUGACUCUGGGCAUUAGCGAAGAGGAACUUUACAUGAUGGAAAGGGAAGAUGACAAAAAACAAACAAAUCCUGAUUAUAAAUUGAACAAGGAUUCAUGUGAUACUAAUGAAGAAAAGGACAUGUCAUAUGUAAUUGAAAGUGAUGAAGAUUUUGACUCUGAAAUCAUAAAGUCUCUAGAAGAUUUGGACAAUAGCACAGAAGAAGCGCUUGGAACAGGUGUUCCUCAGGCAGGCUUAAUCCCUGCUAAAAGUGUGGAUACUGUUGCGGAUGAAGAAGAGGAUGAAGGCAUAGAGGAAGAAGAUGAUGAUGAUGACUGGGAUCCAUCCAUGCCAGAACCAAGUGCACAACACAUUUCUUGCUUAAAAACGUAUUUCGGCCAUUCAAGUUUUAAACCAGUUCAAUGGAAAGUCGUUCAUUCUGUUUUAAGAGAAAGACGAGACAACCUGGUUGUCAUGGCUACAGGCUAUGGGAAGAGUUUGUGUUACCAGUUUGCACCAGUGUAUACAUCUGGCAUUGGAAUUGUGAUAUGUCCACUUAUUUCACUCAUGGAGGACCAGGUGUUACAGCUUGAGAUGUCAAAUAUUUCAUCUUGUUUUCUUGGAUCUGCACAAUCAAAAAAUGUUUUACAAGAUGUGAAAGAUGGUAAGAUGAGAGUAAUUUACAUGACUCCUGAGUUUUGUUCUCGAGGAAUUUCCCUACUUCAGGAUCUUGACAAUAGAUAUGGUAUCACUUUAAUUGCUAUUGAUGAAGCACAUUGCAUUUCUGAGUGGGGCCAUGAUUUCAGAAGUGCCUACAGAAGUUUGGGAUCACUGAAGAGAAUGCUACCAAAUGUACCUAUUGUGGCCUUGACAGCAACAGCAAGCCCCUCAAUUCGUGAAGACAUCACAAAAUCUCUCAAUCUCCAUAACCCUCAAGUCACAUGCACUAGUUUUGAUCGUCCAAAUCUUUACUUAGAUGUUGCAAGGAAAACCACAAACAUUUCUAUUGACCUACCACAGUUCCUUAUUAAAAAACAACAAGGCUCCGGCUGGGAGUUUGAAGGCGCCACAAUUGUUUACUGCCCAACAAGAAAGACAUCAGAACAGGUUACAGCAGAGCUAAUUAAACUUGGCAUUGCUUGUGGAACAUACCAUGCUGGCAUGGGAAUCAAACAAAGAAGAGAAGUACACCACCGCUUCAUGAGAGAUGAAAUCCAGUGUGUUGUGGCCACUGUUGCAUUUGGAAUGGGUAUCAACAAGCCAGAUAUUCGCAAAGUUAUCCACUAUGGUGCUCCCAAAGAAAUGGAGUCAUACUAUCAGGAAAUUGGAAGAGCUGGACGAGACGGGCUUCCUAGUUGUUGUCAUGCUCUGUGGACACAAGCAGAUAUGAAUUUCAACAGACACAUGUUGGGUGAGAUUCCGAACAAAGGUUUUCGAGAGUACAAACUGAAGAUGCUGACAAAGAUGGAAAAGUAUUUGAACUCAAGCACUUGUAGGCGCAAAAUCAUCUUAUCUCAUUUUGAAGAUAAACAACUCCGCAAGGCCUCCUCUGGCAUCAUGGGGACAGAAAAAUGCUGUGAUAACUGUAAAACAAGACUAAUAUGUAAUAUUUCAAUAAAUGACACUGAAGACAACCUACAAGAUUUUGGACUACAGGCGUACAAAUUUAUUUCAGCAGUAGACGUUUUAGGGCAGAAAUUUGGGACUGGCGUCCCAGUGCUCUUCCUUCGUGGAUCAACUUCUCAGCGAGUUCCAGAUAGAUUUCGAAAUCAUUCUCUCUUUAGCAGUGGGAAAGACCAAACUGAGGCUUUCUGGAAGGUGCUGGCGCGCCAACUUAUUACUGAAGGUUAUCUACAGGAGUCUUCAGGUCAAACCAAAUUUUCUACCAUUUGUGGUCUUACCUCAAAGGGUAGUAACUGGUUAAUAAAGGCCAACAACGAGCAGUGUCCAAGCCUCCUCCUGCCAUCCAAUAAUGAAUUAUGCCUUCAAAGAACAAGAGUAUCAAACUUCAGCAGUGCUCAAGCCCAUUCUUCCAUGGUACCACACGCCUCCUCAAAUACAAGAUCCAGUAUGCCUAAAGCAGGCCCAGAGAAAAUGGAAUUGAAGGACAAGUUUUCAUAUCAGGAAGCUGAAAGAUUGUCCAAAGCAGCAGGUGUUUCCAAGAGCAGCUUUAAACUUCAGACGCCAUGUAAACUUUCAAGACCUCCUGAACCAGAAGUCUCACCCAGAGAGAUGGAACUUCAGACAACUCUAUAUGGCAGAUUGGUAGUAGCUAGACAGAAGAUAGCUAGUGAGAGGGAUAUACCGCCUGCUGUCCUAGCUACCAACAAAGUAUUAGUAGACAUGGCAAAAUUAAGGCCAACCACAAGCGAAAAUAUGAAGAAACUAGAUGGAGUGUCAGAAGCCAAGUCAGCAAUGCUUGCCCCCCUGUUGGAAGUUGUCAAAGAGUUCUGCAUUGCCAAUAGUUUAAAGGUGGAUGUAUUCUCAGGAUCUGUAUCCCAAUCUGAGUCUACAUUUUUCACUCCGAGAGAACAAGAACGCAUUUCUUUACCAGAGUCACAGCGUAUGUCCUAUUCAUUGUUUCAGGAACAGAAUUUGUCUUUGAAAAAGAUUGCAGAUGUCCGCUGUUUAAGCAUGGCAGUGGUUGGCAUGCAUUUGUGGCAAGCCUUGAAAGCUGGUUACAGUUUUGAUGUUCAGAGAGCAGGCCUGACUCCUGAAAUGAAGAAGUUAAUUACAGAUGCCAUUAGAAAACCUCCCAUUAAUUCAGACCUUUCAAGUUUUAAAGCAAUUCGUGAAUACGUUCCUGCUAACAUUGACGGCUACCUCAUCAGAAUGGUGAUUUCUCUACUUGAGAAGGAGGGGAGCAGUGGGGCUCAAGGACAACCUGAGUUCCCAACACAGAAAACACUAAUACAGACCGAAGAGAAUCCCAAAAAUGUUUCAGUUCAGAAUACCAAGCACAAAGUAACAAUGGGCAAAUCAAUGUGGAUUGAAAAAAAGCCUACACAGCCUGCAACUGCAGAACUAGAAGUAACAAAAGGAAAAGCGCUGGCCCCUAUCAUGUUGGCAUCAUGGAAUGAAGCCAGUCUGGAUGCUGACACUGAGGAAUUAUUUUCAGAAUCACAGAGUUCUACUACAACCCCAAAAAGAAAACUUCCUGAAUGGUUUGGUUCUACAAAAGGAAAUGCUGCAACAAAUGCUGUCAAGAAAGCAAAACCUGGGAAGAAAAAGGGUCUUUUUGAUUAAUUAAAAAAACUUUUUGUAUGGAGAUACAAAACAUUUAAGCUGAAGAUUUGCCAACUAGUGUUUUUGUCGGUAGGAAAAAAUCUUAACAAUAAGCACCAAUUUUUUUGUUCAGUUUAUAAACAGUGCAUUCUUGAUUUUCUUCUAUUUUUAAGGGGAAGUUCACCUUACACAUUUUUGUACAAAAAUAAACAGUUUUUUUUUUUUUACUGUUUUCAUAAAAUUGUAGUUUAAUAUUGGUCUGUCUGCCAGUUUGGUAAUCCAAUUGCAGACUCUGAACUAUUGUUGUUUGCUACAUUAAUUGUAUCUAUUAUAUUCUGGGAUUAUGCAGGGCCACAGAUAAGAAAUAUAUAAACUAAUAUAGCAAAUUGGAACAGUUCAGAGUUGUUGACAUUCCCUACCAGAGCUGCUCCUGGGAGACAUAAGAUGAAAAAUUAAACAUUAAAUUUCAGUAUUAAAAAAAAAAACAAGUAAACAAGUAAAAGGCUACAUUCUCAUAGGUGCUUCUUACAACUUCUUUGUAUCUCUGCUUUUAUAGAUUUCCUCUGCAUAAUAGUGUAAUAUUGUUAAAAUGGAUUAUAUAUACACCUUACACACAAAAUGCUCUUAUGAGUACUUCUGCAACUUGAAUAAACUUUUUGUUUUGUAGA